AGUAGAUAUGUAGCAAUAACAUGUUGUGUUGGAUUGACUUAGAUUAAAAGAAGGAACAGCCAUUAGAACUACAAGGAAAAAUGUUCUGCCUGUCUCCUUCAGGCAGUGCGGCAGUGUCUUGAAUGAUCCAACGAUCCAUUAAUGUUGACAACCUUUGUUCUGGAGCCUGAUAGAACUGGAAUCUCGUCGACCAGGCAAAAGUUGUCACACACCCCAUUUUAUGAAAAAGAUUCUGCCUUGGGUUUCAAAAAGCCUUGAUACAGACUGUGACAUGAAAGUGGAUGACAUAUCUGGAAUCUUCAAGUGCAGAGUGUUCUGCUUUUCCCGGCAAGACGGAGCUAGGAGAGUUUUAAGGGUUUGAUAGUUUGGGGCUCUUUCAUAUUUGGGAAUGAGAGACACUAUGGUGCCCACACAGGACUAGCCAACAGGCAUCCCUCUGUAAGGAUGUAGUCAGAAGGUUGUCUCAUUUUUCUUUUGCAGGGAAACAGAAAUCCAUUCUCGUGAGGUCCACCCACAAGUCACCAUGUAUGAGGACUGUGUCAAGUCCACUGAGGACUAUUACUUCGUCUGUGACAACGGGGGAGCAUGGGGCAUUGUUCUCGAGUCCCUGGCAAUAAUCGGCAUAGUAGUUACAAUUAUACUACUCUUGGCGUUUCUCUUCCUCAUGCGAAGGGUUCAAGACAGCAGCCUGUGGAAUACUCUCCCCACUCAGUUGCUCUUCCUUCUGGGUGUGCUGGGACUCUUCAGCCUCGCGUUUGCCUUCAUUGCUCAGUUCAAUCAGCAAACUGCCCCCGUACGCUACUUUCUCUUUGGGGUUCUCUUUGCUCUCUGUUUUUCAUGCCUCUUGGCUCAUGCCUCCAACCUGGUGAAGCUGGUUCGGGGUAGAGUCUCCUUCUGUUGGACGACAAUUCUGUGCAUCGCUAUUGGUGUCAGCUUGUUGCAGGUAAUCAUUGCCAUUGAGUACGUGACUCUCAUGAUGACCAGGGGUAUGAUGUUUAUGCAUAUGACACCCUGUCAGCUCAACGUGGACUUUGUUGUACUCCUGGUCUAUGUCCUUUUCCUGAUGGCCCUCACAUUCUUUGUCUCCAAAGCCACUUUCUGUGGCCCAUGUGAGAACUGGAAGCAACAUGGAAGGCUCAUCUUCGUCACUGUGCUCAUCUCCAUCAUUAUCUGGGUGGUGUGGAUCUCCAUGCUCCUGAGAGGCAACCCACAGCUCCAGCGGCAGCCCCAGUGGGAUGACCCUGUCAUCUGUAUUGCCCUGGUCACCAAUGCAUGGGUUUUCCUGCUGCUGUACAUCGUACCCGAGCUCUGCAUUCUCUACAGAUCGAGCAAGCAGAACUGCCCUUUACCAGGCAACACCUGCCCAGCCCCAGCCUAUCAAUGCAGCUUCAGAGUGGAGAACCAGGAACUCUCACGAGGUACUUUCCCAGGGGACUCGGGGAGCAGGGAGGCUCUCCUGUGGGAGAAACAGGAGAGAAAUCAAGAAACAGGAUGA
This is a messenger RNA of Mirounga angustirostris (Northern elephant seal), 1495 nucleotides long. RefSeq names its product G protein-coupled receptor class C group 5 member D (gene GPRC5D). Gene Ontology annotation, cellular component: signaling receptor complex; plasma membrane; intracellular membrane-bounded organelle. Gene Ontology annotation, biological process: G protein-coupled receptor signaling pathway. The transcript has a single exon. The record is from RefSeq and is a predicted model, not a curated record. Gene Ontology annotation, molecular function: protein kinase activator activity; G protein-coupled receptor activity. Lineage: Eukaryota; Metazoa; Chordata; Mammalia; Carnivora; Phocidae. Bases 524 to 1495 code for a protein of 323 amino acids.